UUCUCUCUCUCUCUCUCUUAGCUUGCAACUUGCAAACAGUAAUCCUGUGGUCUACAAAGCGUCGUACGUUAGUUUUCUGAAAUAUAUUGGCGAUGAGGAGACAGCUCUUCUAUCCUUAGCUUCAAUUCGUUCUGGUUCUAGAUCAAUGGAUCCGAUAAUUAAGUAUCUCUGGCAUGCCACCAGAUUUUUACUAUAAUGUAUGUGGGCUCUUCACUGCGAAAAUGGAGCCCAAAUUAACGUACGAACAUAUUUUUUUUAAAAAAAAAAAAAUUUCCCUCAUUAUAAUUAUGUCAAAGUCUUAGCUUUCACCAACCAACCAACCAAGCAAUUUUGCUUAUUGCCUUGACAUUAUAUAUAUAUAUAUAUAUAUAUAUAUAUAUAUAUAUAUAUAUAUAUUGCGGUCUGGAAUUGAAGAAGCUAAUAAGCAGCGGCGGCGGCGGGCAUGGGGAGCCAAGAGUGCGACAUAAUCCGGUGGUUCGACGAGGUGGCGGAGAACGCCGGGCAGGUCCAGAGGGAGACGCUCCGGCGGAUUGUUGAACUGAACCACGGCGUGGAGUAUCUGAAGAAAUGGGUGGGAGAUAAAGAUAUGAAUGUGGAGGAUGGCGCAUUAUUGGAAUCCCUUUACACUUCUUUGGUCCCUCUUUCUUCUCAUGCAGAUUUGGAGCCUUACGUUCAACGGAUUGCCGACGGCGACUCCGCCCCUCUCCUCACUCACCACCCCAUCACCACCUUAUCCUUAAGUUCUGGAACUACAGAGGGUCGACAGAAGUUUAUACCCUUCACUCGCCAUAGCUCACAAACCACCCUUCAAAUCUCCAAGCUCGCAGCUGCUUUUAGAUCCAGGAUUUAUCCGACAAGUGAAGGGAAGAGGAUUCUGGAGUUCAUAUACAGCAGCAAGCAGUUCAAGACGAAGGGAGGAGUGACGGCGGCGACGGUGACGACACACAUUUUCGCGAGCGAGGAGUUUAAGGUGAAGCAGCGGGAGAUUAAGUCGUUUACUUGCAGCCCGGAGGAGGUGAUUUCCAGCGGCGACUACAAGCAGUCGACGUACUGUCACCUCCUGCUGGGGUUACACUACGGGGGCGAGGUGGAGUUCGUGGCGUCCACCUUCGCCUACAGCAUCAUCCAGGCGUUCUUGUAUUUCGAGGAGCACUGGAGGGAGAUAUGCAACGACAUAAGCGAGGGGACUCUCAGCGCCAAGAUUAGCCUGCCUAAAUGCCGUGAAUCUGUGCUCAAAAUCCUCGCCCCAAACCCGGGUUUGGCUGCCAGGAUUCGCAGGGACUGUGAGGAAUUGGAAAGGGAGGCGGAUUGGUUCGGGUUGAUCCCCAAACUGUGGCCUAAUGCCAAGUAUAUUUACUCCAUAAUGACGGGGUCUAUGCAGCCUUAUUUACCAAAACUCCGGCAUUACGCCGGGAAGCUCCCAUUGGUGAGCGCAGAUUAUGGCGCAACUGAGAGCUGGAUUGGGGUGAAUGUGGAUCCUUCUUCCCCACCCGAGAAGGUCACUUUUGCAGUCAUACCCACAUUUUCUUACUUCGAGUUCAUCCCACUUCACAGAAGGAAAUCACAACAACCAGAUAACAACAACAACAACAACAACAACAACAACAAUAACAAUAACGCAUCCACAGAUGAUUUCUUGGAAGAUGAUCCUGUGCCCUUGUCCCAGGUCAAGAUUGGACAGGAAUAUGAGGUUGUUCUAACAACUCUCACAGGGCUGUAUAGGUACAGGUUAGGGGAUGUGGUAGAAGUGGCAGGUUUCUACAAGAACACCCCAAAGCUGAACUUCAUAUGCAGAAGAAAGCUGAUACUAACAGUAAACAUCGACAAGAACACAGAGAAAGAUCUCCAGCUAGUAGUGGAGAGGGGUUUACAGAUUCUAAGCAAGACGAGGGCUCAUCUAGUGGACUUCACGAGCCACGCAGACGUGGCAAAACAACCUGGGCACUACGUUAUAUACUGGGAGAUCAUAGGGGAGGUUGAGGAGAGGGUUCUGGGAGAAUGUUGCAGAGAAAUGGACGCUUCUUUCGUGGACCAUGGGUACGUGGUGUCCCGGAGAACAAACUCCAUCGGACCCCUGGAGCUAAGGAUUGUGGAGAGAGGAACUUUCAGGAAGAUUCUGGAGCAUUUCAUCGGCAAUGGGGCGGCGCUCAGCCAGUUCAAGACACCCAGGUGUACUACAAACCAGGUGCUGCUAAGAAUCCUUAACCGCUGCACCAUUAAAAGGUUUCACAGCACUGCAUAUGCGUAAUUAUAUCAAACGCCGCCGCUUAACCCUAUUUUCCAUUAUUUCUUUCUUUAAUUAGUCGUCGUGUAAGGAUUUUAGGAUUAACAUGUGUUCAAAUAUGGGUGAUACAUACAACUUUCUGGCCAUGCAUGUUUUGGACAAAGUCUUAAUUUCCAUUUUAAGUGUGCAAAUUUUCACCUUUACAUCA
Ipomoea nil (Japanese morning glory) is the source of this 2432-nucleotide messenger RNA. Its product is annotated as jasmonic acid-amido synthetase JAR1. NCBI's taxonomy places the organism in Eukaryota, Viridiplantae, Streptophyta, Magnoliopsida, Solanales, Convolvulaceae. Gene Ontology annotation, cellular component: cytoplasm. The transcript is spliced from 4 exons. Gene Ontology annotation, molecular function: acid-amino acid ligase activity. Bases 443 to 2248 code for a protein of 601 amino acids. The record is from RefSeq and is a predicted model, not a curated record.